[Torrubiella] hemipterigena is the source of this 357-nucleotide messenger RNA. The record is from the annotation of a GenBank genome assembly. NCBI's taxonomy places the organism in Eukaryota, Fungi, Ascomycota, Sordariomycetes, Hypocreales, Clavicipitaceae.
AUGUGCAAAGCUACUGCUAUAACAGAGCAAUGUUCCCAGUGCAACGAGAAGGUAAUCGUCACACUUGUAUCGCAACCCUAUGACCAAAGCGAGUGCCGACCGGAAACCGACACACGCCACUGCCCCAACGGGUCUACGAUCGUAGAUGACGAAGGCAACAACCCCACCAACUGGAAACUGAAAGUUCUCGUCCAAACCAAAUCCAACUAUAACCAGUGUGGCCAUUUGGGACAUGUCCCCUUUAACCAUGGCAAGGAUCAUUUGAAUGCAGUCCGCCAUUCUGCGUGGGCAGACGUCUGCAAAUCCAUCGGAUGGGAAUUGCGCACCUACCAAGCACCCGAUGAGGUACGCCACUAG